Messenger RNA from Cajanus cajan (pigeon pea), 669 nucleotides. The record is from RefSeq and is a predicted model, not a curated record. Lineage: Eukaryota; Viridiplantae; Streptophyta; Magnoliopsida; Fabales; Fabaceae.
GAUCCUUGGAGAACCGUUGCCGCUUUGCAUUAGAAGUUGUUGAAGGUGUUGUUGAAGAAAUUGGGGCAGAAAGAGUUGGAGUGAGACUUUCACCCUUUUCAGACUACAAUGAAUGCAUUGACUCCAACCCUCAAGCAUUGGGUCUCCACAUGGCCAAAUCUCUUAGCAAACAUGGUGUGCUUUAUUGCCACAUGGUUGAGCCAAGAUGGGACAUUUCUGGAGUGAAUAAGGAAAGCCCUUACACUCUAGUACCAAUGAAGAAGGCCUUUCAUGGAACUUUCAUUGUUGCUGGAGGGUAUGAUAGGGAAGAAGGUAAUAGGGCUGUGGCUGAGGACAACACAAAUCUUGUUGCUUAUGGUCGUUUAUUUUUGGCUAAUCCAGACUUGCCUAAGAGAUUUGAAAUUGAUGCACCACUCAACAAGUACAAUAGGGACACCUUCUAUACUCCUGAUCCCGUAGUGGGUUAUACUGAUUACCCAUUUCUUGAAGACAAUGCUUAAGGAUCACAUUUAUUAGAAGUGCAUGUUUACUCUAUAUAUGAUUUACAUUAUUUGAUGUUUAAAAGUUGUUUAAUCUAGAUUUUCAUUUUUUACCAAAUAAUAUAAUGUAACAUAUCAGUAUUACUGUUCUUAAUUUGUUAUACUAAAAUAUCCGAAGUAUUAUAAUUUA